GCAAGUCAUGUUUUGAUCACAGGAGGGAGGCAGAGCUCUACGGCGAUUAUGCUUUUUAUCUUCUCUAGAAAAUAUUCACGAUUCAUUUAGGUAUUUUUAGAUACGCGGUGUACUUGACAAUUACCCAACAGGCACCCGGGGGACCGAUGGAGUACACUCUCCUGACAAGUUGAGUUUUGUGUACGGAAGUGGUCAGCAGGUUGUAAGGUCAAAGGGUAAAGGCUAUCCCUCUUUCGAUUCUGAAUACACACAGCCAUCUUGGAUCUAACGCAGAGAAGAGAAAUUGAUGCGGUGACGAAAGGCAUGUUUGGUGCUAGAAAGAAAUUUGUCGAGUUCGUCGAGGUUGUCGAUAACGACUUCUCAGAUGAAAGCAUGUACUACAACCAGCCGUCGAUGUUCCCACAUCGGUCGGACAAAGACAUGCUUUCCUCUCCCUCACCAUCAUCGUCGGGGCAGCUGUCGCAGCUCGGUGCAAGUUUGUACGGCCCACAAAGUGCACUUGGCUUUUCGAUAAGGGGCAUGGGGAACAGUACGCCUCAGUUAAACAGAAAUUUAACACAAGGCACGCAGCUAUCGAGUCAUAUUACUCCUACAACCGGUGUCCCCACCAUGUCCCUCCACACCCCUCCUUCACCAAGCAGGGGGACAUUGCCGAUGAACACGAGGAACAUGUUGAACCACUCUCAGGUCGGACAAGGCAUCGGAAUGAGCGGUAGGACCAACAGUAUGGGCAGUUCGGGGCUUGGCAGCCCCAACCGAAGCUCGCCCAGCAUCAUCUGUAUGCCCAAACAGCAACCAGCACGCCAGCCCUUUACCAUCAACAGUAUGUCAGGAUUUGGAAUGAACCGUAACCAAGCUUUUGGGAUGAACAAUCCAUUAUCAAGCAACAUCUUCAAUGGCACAGACUUUCCUGCAUUAGCGGACAGGAGUCGGAGAGAAGGAACUGGAAACCCAACACCAGUGCUCAACCCGCUGGCUGGACGAGCUCCUUAUGUUGGCAUGGUAACAAAGCCAUCAACUGAACAGACACAGGAUUUCUCCAUCCAUAAUGAGGACUUCCCUGCACUGCCUGGCCCAAAUUACAAGGACCCUUCGUUGAACAGUGAUGACAACAAAACUAACUUGAACUCCACAAGCAAGAGCACAUCCAACGCAGAUGGGCCGAAGUUCCCCGGGGAUAAGACGGCAUCAGCACAGAACAACAACCAGAAGAAAGGGAUCCAGGUGUUGCCCGAUGGUCGGGUGACGAACAUUCCCUCAGGGAUGGUGACAGACCAAUUCGGCAUGAUAGGCCUGCUGACGUUUAUCCGAGCGGCAGAGACUGAUCCAGGGAUGGUCCAUCUGGCACUUGGAAGUGACCUCACAACAUUGGGACUCAACUUAAAUUCACCUGAAAACUUGUACCCAAAGUUUGCCUCUCCGUGGGCGUCAUCACCAUGUCGACCUCAAGACAUCGAUUUCCACGUCCCCUCUGAAUACUUAACCAAUAUCCACAUAAGGGACAAGUUGGCUGCAAUUAAACUUGCUCGAUAUGGUGAAGACCUGUUGUUCUACCUGUACUACAUGAAUGGUGGAGACCUGCUGCAGCUUCUGGCAGCAGUAGAGCUCUUUAACCGGGACUGGAGGUACCACAAAGAGGAGCGAGUUUGGAUAACAAGAGCACCUGGCAUGGAGCCAACACUGAAGACCAACACAUACGAGAGGGGAACUUAUUACUUCUUUGAUUGUCUUAACUGGAGGAAAGUAGCCAAGGAGUUUCAUCUGGAGUACGACAAGCUGGAAGAGAGGCCUCAUGUGCCAACAACAUUCAACUACAACCCAGCCCAGCAGGCCUUCUAAGGCCUGACCAGUCCAAAGCUGCAGCUGUUCCUACACACAGCACUGUUGUCCAGGAGGGGGCGCUGUGAUUGCCACAGCUUGGUUUUUAUUCCUCGAGGAUUUGGUUCUUUGACUGCGGGGGUUGUCGCCACCAUCCAAACUGCCCUGCCCUUCCAAAAUUACAUGCUGCCCAAAACACCAACACUUGUUCUGUUUUUAUUCUUUAUGUUCCUGCUGUUAUUUUUGUCUUGUUUUGAGCAGGGUCUGUGUUUUGUUUACGUCUCUGAAUCUGAAGUCUGUUUUCUCGCGGAGAGGAGGACUGACCUUGUGGCACAGGACAGUAACAGUAACAAGUGUUAUGCCUCAUUCUCACACGUGUAAGAACAGAAAGAAGUCAGGGAAAGUAAAGUUAAUAUCCUUGGACGCAAGUGAAAGUUUGAAAGAAAUGCAAUGUUUAUUGUUGCACUAUGUUUAGUAAUAAAAGAACACAAAAUUUAUUUGUGCUUUUUUAUGUGAACACUCCCUGAAACAAUUUUUCCUUUUCCAUUUUUGUUGUGUCAGGGGUUUCAUGCAACUUUUCCACAUGCAUCCCUUUUCAUCUCUCCUUUUUUUCUUCCAUUUAAAUACCUCUGUAUUUGCACCAACAAACUUUCUGUCUGUUCUUCUUUUUCCUUCCUUCGGUCUGUCUGUCUCCCUGAGUUCUGUGCCAGCUGAACAUGGACACAAGUCUGGGAGAUAACUUUGGUUUCCACAAAUGUGGCCGAGUUCUCAGAUGUUGCUUCAGAAAAAAAAAACAAUUUCCAGUCUUUGUUACAAUUUUGUAAGAAAUGUGUACAUUUUUUGUUUCUUUACAUCACAUAAAGUAGUAUAUGUAUGUACGAAUGUGUAUAUAUGAUUGCUAUAUAUAUAUAUAUAUAUGUAUGUAUAUAUAUAUAUGACAUCUAUUUUGGAAGAUAUUUUGCCCUGCCUUGUACCUCGUUUUGUUGAGGUGAGCAUGGAUGCAAUAUGUGGAUGUAACAGGACAUUUCUGGAUCUGCUGGACAGGGUGUCACAUGGCACUGUGGGCACUUACAACAAAAUAAUACAACAUUAAAAUGUCAUUAAAGGAAAGGCCUGAUUCUCAGCCAAAAACAAAUCAAACAAGGAGAUCAUCCCCUGAGUUAAGAGUCCAAAGCUGAAGAAGGGAUGUAUUUCAAUUCCAGCUGUUUGAACAGCUGUGAACAGCAGCAUUUCAUAGGAAACGGAAAAAUGACAAUUUAAGGAGAAAAAAAAUCCAGACCAAUCUUGUAUUUUCUGAAGUAAAACGCUUUUCUUUGUAUUAAAGCGGAAAAGGCUUUCCUGAA
Messenger RNA from Notolabrus celidotus (New Zealand spotty), 3161 nucleotides. It is a transcript of the gene cnot2, whose product is annotated as CCR4-NOT transcription complex, subunit 2. Gene Ontology annotation, biological process: regulation of stem cell population maintenance; nuclear-transcribed mRNA poly(A) tail shortening; regulation of DNA-templated transcription. Lineage: Eukaryota; Metazoa; Chordata; Actinopteri; Labriformes; Labridae. Gene Ontology annotation, cellular component: CCR4-NOT core complex; P-body. The transcript is spliced from 15 exons. The record is from RefSeq and is a predicted model, not a curated record. Bases 304 to 1839 code for a protein of 511 amino acids.